Molecule: messenger RNA, 2564 nt
Organism: Trichogramma pretiosum
Lineage: Eukaryota; Metazoa; Arthropoda; Insecta; Hymenoptera; Trichogrammatidae
Gene: Sp1
Product: transcription factor Sp8-like
Exons: 3
Coding region: 422-2467 (681 amino acids)
Biological process (GO): regulation of transcription by RNA polymerase II
Molecular function (GO): DNA-binding transcription factor activity, RNA polymerase II-specific; RNA polymerase II cis-regulatory region sequence-specific DNA binding
Source: RefSeq, a predicted model, not a curated record
GCGGCAACCACCGCGCGACGCUGUCAACCGGUUCUUCCCGGGUAUUGCAAAAAUUGAACGCAAAAAGUUCUUUAUCUAGCUAUCGCUAACCCUGUCGCGGGGCUGGUUUGUCGCCUUUCGUACACUCGUUCGUCUACUCAGUGUGUUUACAAUAUAUUGCGUUUCAUGUUUAUUUUUUUGAUUAAAUAAAAGUGCAAAUUGCUCAUCACUUAUGAGACGAUCAUUUGUGAAAAAAACACGUCAACGUGCGCGUUUUAUCGUUGAAAUUUCGAACGAUAAUCGCACGAGCUUUUGUUUCGUAUAAGUAAAACAAAUUGUGAGACUCGACUAAACAUAGAGAUAAAAAGAGUUGAUCCAGUCUCGCGAGUUUUUGGUUGCUCCACUUGUCACCACGAGUGAUACACCAGCGUCACGACGUAACAUGCUUACGGACAUGACACCGGCGGCUGCCGGUCAACUCUAUCCUCAACUACAGUCGAUCAACAAAUCACCGGUUCACGGACACGUGGAUCAUCCAGGAUUACGUGGCACGCCGUUGGCAAUGCUCGCUGCCCAGUGCAACAAAUUGAGCAACAAAAGUCCACCACCACUGGCAGACGCUGCGGUCGGUAAGGGAUUUCAUCCUUGGAAAAAAAGUCCCCAGAGUAGUGGUAGUUCGCCCCAGCACCCGAGUAAUACGGGCGGAGGCGGUUGCACCACGACGGGUGUGACGCAGAGACCCACAGCGACGAGUAGCGCCGGUAGCAGCGGCGGGGGUUACGCUCGGGCCCCCGUCACGUCGUGCGCCUCGACGGCGCCCCAGUACGCGAGCGAUCUGUAUUUUCCGGGCACGGCCAGCACGCAGCCGGCCAGCGACCAUCAUCACCAGUCGAGCCUCUUGGGCAAGGUGGAGGGCGCCACGCUCGGCUCGUGCUCGGUCUACGGCCGCCAUCCGUACGAGUCGUGGCCGUUUAACACGAUGCCGGGCGCGUCGCACGGCGGCAUCAAGGCCGCCGACGGCUGGUGGGACGUGCACGGGGCCGCGACGGGUGGCUGGCUCGACGUCAGCGGCACCGUAGGCGUGCACGCCGCCCAGAUGGCCAAUUACUCGGCCGAUUACUCGACCAGUCUAGCCCUAGCUGGCAAUCACUUGCUAAGUCAAACGAGCGCCGGUCACAAUCUACUCCAGGACACGUACAAAUCGAUGCUUCCUGGCGGACCACCGAGCUUCGGACUGCACCAUCACGGAGGUGGUGCCGGCGGAGGAGGAGGCGGAGGCGGCGGCGGGAGCGGUGGCGGCGGUGGCAGCACCGGCGCCUCGAGUCCCCAGAGCGCCAGCAGCGCCACCAGUGGCAGCGCCGGUCAGGCGCCAUCGCCGCGCUCGCAGCGCCGCUACACGGGACGGGCCACUUGCGACUGUCCAAACUGCCAGGAGGCCGAGCGACUGGGUCCGGCCGGGGUCCAUCUGCGCAAGAAAAACAUCCACAGCUGCCACAUACCCGGAUGCGGCAAGGUCUACGGCAAGACGUCCCAUCUGAAGGCCCAUUUACGCUGGCACACGGCGGCACCUUCGAACCCACACCGGCGAAAAGAGAUUCGCCUGCCCGGUCUGCAACAAACGCUUCAUGCGCAGCGAUCACCUCGCGAAGCACGUCAAGACGCACAGCAGCAGCAGCAGCGGCAGCAAGGGCAAGGGGGGAGCGGGGAGCUCGUCGGCCGAGUCCUGCUCCGACAGCGAGGACAACGGGAGUCAGCAGAGUCCCAAUUCCAACUCGGCGGCUCAGCAGCAGGUGCAGGUGUCCCAACAGCAGCAGGCUCAGCAGGCUCAGGCGCAGGCGGCGGUGUCCCCACAAAUGCAGUUGGGGGCGCCACCGGCGGUGCCUCAGCAGCAGCCUCAGGGCUCGCAGGACACCAGCACCAGCUCUCAGCAGCCGAGCAGCGUCAACAACACCUUGUCGCAUCAGUCGACGGCACCCAUGACCCCCAUGCAGAUGACGCAUCCCUCGUCUCUGAGCCAACACCAUCCCCACCACCCGCAUCUCCCGCCACUAAUGCACCAUCAUCCUCAUCAUCACGUGGCGGCGGCCUCGGCCGUCUCGGCCCACCACCACCAUCAUCAUCUUCCACACGCCGGGAUGAGCAUGCACUGAGCCCGGUGGGGCCCGGAGCAGCCUCACACGCGGCCCUGGGCUCCCCCCUAUCCUACCCACUGAACCUCAAUCUCAUUCAUCAGAGCAGCCACGCCGCCGCUGCGGCGGCCGCUGGUAUGCUAGCUGCGAUGCAGUCCUCUCCCUAUCACCAACAACAACAACAACAACAACAGCAUCAGCAACAACAACAACAGCAGCAUUCCCAACAACAAUCCCAACAUCAACAACACCACCAGCAACAACAACAAGCUGGCUCCUAUGGUCAUGCUAAUCCCGGCACUCCGAAUCAAGCUCAGACUCCUUCGCCAUCCUCGCCGCCACCUGUACAUAGUCUCUAGGCCGACACUCCUACGCGCUACUACCCCCUUCUCCUUCGCACGCCACAUGCUAUUCUCUGAUAAAAAGAUUAUUAUCAUUAUUUAUACGAUUAUCGAU